This is a messenger RNA of Eremothecium gossypii ATCC 10895, 3684 nucleotides long. It is a transcript of the gene ATG26, whose product is annotated as sterol 3-beta-glucosyltransferase. Gene Ontology annotation, biological process: carbohydrate metabolic process. Gene Ontology annotation, molecular function: hexosyltransferase activity; UDP-glycosyltransferase activity. NCBI's taxonomy places the organism in Eukaryota, Fungi, Ascomycota, Saccharomycetes, Saccharomycetales, Saccharomycetaceae. The transcript has a single exon. The record is from RefSeq and is marked provisional. The coding region runs from base 1 to 3684 and encodes 1227 amino acids.
AUGCUGAAAGGUCAGAAAGAAGGAGAGGCUGAGCCCGUGCCUGAAGGAGACAAGUCCGGGGCUGGUAGCAGUCCAUCUGGCGUACGGAAGGGCCUCAGAGUGCCGUUAGGUCUCGUGUCACACUCAUUCUCUUCCUUGGCGAAGCAUAAGGAGGCUGAGCGGCGACUGACUGAUGAAGAGGAAAGUUUAAGUAGCCCGCAGGAUCGGGAAGAUGAUGCUGCGAGCCCGAACAUCAUGGCCAAGAGCAUUGCGGGGUUACUUACGACCGCAAGUAUGUAUGUUGGUAUAGGAGAUAUCCACCGCGCGGAGCAGCUUGCGACGGGCCAACCGGAGACGGACGCUGGCGCGGACGAGACCGAGGACGAGAUGGACGAAGCCGGGGACGAGACGGGGGACGACGCGGACGCGCCCGCCACAGGGACCGAUGGCGAGGAGGAGUCGCGCCCAGUAUCCGCGCAGGAGUCGCGGCGCUCGACGCUCUUCGAGCUCUCGAUCGAGCCCCACCCAGAGAGCCAUACGGCGCAGGCAAGUCGCACGAAAAAUCGGCGCUCGCGCAUGACAUCCAAGCUCAGGUCGAAGUUCAAUCUCGACGACGAUGAGGAGCUUGUGCGCGAGUAUCCGUGCUGGCUGCUCCGCGAUGUGCUCAUCCAGGGACACAUAUACUUGACGUCCCGCAACUUACUCUUCUUUGCGUUCCUCUACAAGUCGAACGGCUCCGCUCGGCUCACUGGCAACUUGUCAAUAUGCAACAAUGGCCUCUCAAUUAGCGGUAUCAGUGGUAAGCCGACUCGCUACUGGACGGUCUUGAAGGACCACACUCUCUCGCUCUACAGCUCGUCCACCGACCUCUACUUUCCCGUAUUGACCAUCGACUUGCGUUACGUGACGAAGGUGCAGCAUUGCAAGAACAACGGCAAGGACACGCGCCAGUUCCACAUUACGACGGAGAGCAAAACGUACACCUUCUACUCGGACAACGAGCACUCGGCCCGCUCCUGGUCUUCAGCGUUGAAGAAGCAGGUUUUCGCGACACAGAACUCCGACAAUGACUCUAUGAGCGUGCGCAUCCCCUUGAGCAACAUCAUCGACGUCGAGGAACAGGCCAUUGUCGAGCAGGGCCUCACGCUCCGCGUGCGCGUCAUGGAGUCCUCGGACUCCUUCGCCUUGGACGACUACUUCUUCAUGUUCUUCAACAACGCGGGCAGCCAGCUGAAGGAGCUCAUCCAGAUCCAGGUUGCCAAUCUCGAGAUGCUCGGUGCCGCUAACGUCGACUACGCUCGCCAUCCGUUGCCGCCUGAUACAGAAGCUAGCCUCCCGGCCGUAGCGUCAGACGCCGCACCGCAAGACGCCGCGAUUGCGUCCGAAGCCGCCGCAGACGCGGCGGCUGCAGAUACGGCUAGCCACAGCCCGUCGACCAAUGCCGAGCCGCGUGCACGUGGCAGAUCCACAGAACGUGCCAUGGCUGCAUCCGCCUAUCUUUUUGGCCGGCUUACGUCGCCCCGCCGCGAUGACGCAAAACAACUGUCCCCCUCGAAAGUGAAGCUGCGCUUCCGUUCAGUGGCCGACACCCUUAAGCUAACUACGCCCCGCCAGCCGGGUUCCGAUGCGCCACAGGAGCCCGAGCCCGAAACAACCAUUCUUGAAUCCCGGCCGCGCCUCAAUUACUGGAGUCCGCGGCCCUUUACCACAAUGCGUAGCAUGUGGAAUGCUCAGCCCGUGCAUUAUGCCGCCAAGGGAAUGAGCUUAUUUGCCGACGAUGACGAGCUGAUGAUAGGCGAUGAGGCUGAGCUGCUCGCGGCUGAUAAACGUUUUAAGGCACACUUCUCUCUAACGGACGAUGAGUCGCUAGUGGCUUCCUAUUACACCUACUUGAACCGUAGUAUGCCACUAUAUGGCAAGAUUUACCUCGGCAAGACGAUAAUGUGCUUCCGUUCCCUACUUCCGGGCUCCAAGACGAAAAUGAUAUUGCCUUUGCACGACGUUGAGAAUUGUUACAAAGAGCAAGGGUUCAGAUUUGGAUACUUCGGGCUCGUGGUGGUGAUCUACGGUCACGAGGAGUUGUUCUUCGAGUUUGCGUCGCAGAAGUCCAGGGACGACGCGGAAUACGUUAUCCUCAAGAUAAUCGACAGCCUGAAGCCAGUAGACGGAGUGAUGGCCGAUGACAUGAGCGCGGGAGCAUAUUCGCUAAAGGCUGCGCAGGGCCGCGAUGCCACGACUGACGCUAAGGUGAAAUUAUUCGAGCAGCGGAUAAGCUCGGUAGGGUACGAUAUUCCGAUAAUGGUGGAGGACAACCCGUUCUACAAGACCACGAUCACGCCCAAAAAAUUCUACACGUUUGGGAUGUUGACAAUUGGGUCGCGUGGGGACGUGCAGCCAUACAUAGCGCUCGGGAAAGGGCUUUUACAGGAGGGCCACCGGGUGGUCGUGAUCUCGCACGCGGAAUUCGGCGACUGGGUGAGAUCGCACGGGCUCCAGUUUCGUGCAAUCGCGGGAGAUCCUGCGGAACUCAUGGCGCUUAUGGUCCAGCACGGGUCGAUGAACGUAGGACUCAUCCGCGAGGCCGCGUCGACGUUCCGCAAUUGGAUCCGCGAUCUUCUUGAGACGGCAUGGGAGGCAUGCCAGGGCAUAGAUGUACUUAUCGAAUCGCCUUCGGCAAUGGCGGGCAUCCACAUCGCGGAAGCCUUGCAGAUUCCGUACUUCCGCGCAUUCACAAUGCCAUGGACCAAGACGCGAUCGUAUCCGCAUGCGUUUAUAGUGCCAGACCAGAAGCGCGGAGGUAAUUAUAACUACUUCACGCACGUACUAUUCGAGAAUAUUUUCUGGAAGGGCAUCAAUAGCCAGGUGAACCGCUGGCGCGUCGAGAAAUUAGGCUUGAAGAAGACCAAUCUCGAAUUCAUGCAGCAGGGCAAAGUGCCUUUUCUAUACAAUAUGUCGCCGACGGUCUUCCCGCCCAGCGUAGACUUCGCAGAGUGGAUCAAGGUGACUGGUUACUGGUUUUUGAACGAAAGCAGCAACUAUGUGCCUCCCCAGGCGCUUUUAGAGUUCAUGGCCAAGGCUCGGCGGCUCGACAAGAAACUUGUAUACAUCGGUUUCGGGUCGAUAGUGGUUAAGGACCCCGUGAAGAUGACGAUGGCGGUCGUGGAAGCUGUUGUUAAGGCCGACGUAUAUUGCAUAUUGAACAAGGGAUGGUCUGCGCGACUAGGUGGCCAGUCGCAGAAGUCAAUUGAGGUGCAACUCCCAAACUGCGUCUACGAUGCAGGUAAUGUACCGCAUGACUGGUUGUUUCCACGCGUAGACGCAGCGGUCCACCAUGGGGGCUCAGGAACCACAGGCGCCACUAUGCGCGCAGGCGUACCCACAGUAAUAAAACCUUUCUUUGGUGACCAGUACUUCUAUGCCAACCGGAUAGAGGAUAUUGGCGCGGGGAUCGCAUUGCGCAAGUUGAAUGCUUGCACCCUCUCUCGCGCUCUCAAGGAAGUAACUACUAACACACGGAUCAUUGCUAAAGCCAAGAAAAUAGGACAGGAUAUUAGCAAAGAGGAUGGUGUAGCUACUGCCAUCGCGUUCAUUUACUCGGAGAUGGCAUAUGCAAAAAGUUUAAUCAAAGCCAAGCGUCAGGAGGACAAAAAGGCCGCAAAGGAGGCGAAGCAGAUACAAAACGAGGACUCGUGGUUACUCCUUUGA